AGGUGUUGGCUAAUGCCGAGUGACGCUACAAAUGUUCAGUUAUUCAGCGUACGCGUACGUGUUCGGUUCGUCAGUUGUAUUCGCGGAAAAUCCUUUUAAGUGCGAUAAUAUAAAAGCGAAGUGUUAAGUGUGACAAUUUUUAGAAAUAACAUACCUCUCCCUCUUGUCUCCCACAAAUAGAAACUUUCGUGAGUUUGCUGCAUUUUUGCAGUGCAGUGCAAAUAUACCGUUGGAAAAUGUAAAUCUGCCGCCACUUUCAUUUGAAAGCAACUAAAUGAAAAUAAUAGAUUGGUCUGGCAGAAACAGAAGAGCAUAUAAAAAGUAUUAUUUGAGCCGAGAAUCAGCAUCUUUCGAAGCCCAUAUGGUAGUGGCGCAGUUAAAGCCGUGAGCGUCAGCGUGUAUAGCCACAUUCGCACAUUUUCCAACACUUUACGCUAAACAGGACCACACUGAUACACGCACACACCCACUAGCAGCGGUGAAACUACUUUACCCACAACGACGCUAUGAAGUCCACUUUGAUUUGGUUAUUGCUGGCCGGUGUUGGCGCCGUACUGCUGUUGGGCGACACAGUCGACGCCUGGAAUCGACAGUUCUUCAAUCGCUACUCCCGCAGCUGGCUGCGCAACAACGCUGAUGUGUCGAUUGGUGGUGGGGUCGGUGUAACCGGCCUGGGCGGAAGUGCUGGCAAUGCGCAGCAAAUUGACGACUUUAAUGCACUCUUCGGCCUCGGUAACGAUAUGAACUUGCAUGGCGGAAGUGUGGCUAGUAAUGGCGGCGGCGGUGGUGGUGGUGUUGGUUACGCCAACUACGGCGCGGGCUAUGAUGUGGACACAGGUGGUUUUGGUGGUCAACAACAGACGGAGAUAUAUGGCAUCGUGGAACCGUUAAUAGAGGAUACACCGUGCGUGAAUCGCGCUUGUCAGGUCAAUGAUGAUUGCUGUCCCACAGGUGUCUGUGUCAAUACGUACGGUGAAGGUAAAUGCAUUUACGUUUAUGGGCGUAAACGCGAUCUCUGUCAUCGUAAUACGGACUGUAAGUUGGGCAUGUCAUGCCUGAAGAGCGCAGCUGGUAAUCUGAUGUGUCAACCGAGUGCAUCUACAGCUCAUCUAUUGAAUGCGGUUGACGGUGUCGUUGGCGCUGCUGGUAUUGGUGUAGGCGAUGGUGGCGUCCUCGGCGGCAGUGCAGCUGCUAGUAAUAACGCUGUUGGCUUUGAUGUUGGCGCAAAUAUGGCAACAGCUCCCAAGUUGACGUUGAAUACGAAGCAAUUUGGUGAAGAUUGUAUAUCGUCGAGCGAUUGUAAUGUGAGCAAGGGCUUAUGUUGUCAGCAACAACGCACCCACCAUCGCAUACGUCCACGCAAAUUAUGCGCUUACUUCCGGGAUCCUUUCAUGUGCAUCGACAUUAUGCCAGCCGAAGAUGAGGAAGUGCGCGACUCACGCUUGCUAUCCGCCUUCAGUCAGCGACGCAUGUAAUGAGGAGGAGUAAGUUGAAGAGGCAGAAAGGAGGUGUAAAAGAAGAAGAAAGAGAAAGAAGCGACAAAGCAAGGAAUAAGGUUAGAAGAAGGAGAAAGGAUGUAAGGAAGGAAAGGAGGUGGGAAGGCAACUCACAUGAAAACACACAAACAGUUAUUGUGGAGAUACCAAGGAAAUCAUACAUAUACACACCCAUACACAUACAAGUAUAUACCAUACUUUCAGUCAGCACGUGUGAAAUUCAAACAGGACAUACUCGAGUCGGCGCGAUAUGCAAUGUAAACGGAGGCAAUGAAAACAAUCAUAUUGAACUACGAUUUUGAGAAGAAAACCAAAGACAAAAACAAAAAUUACAAUGAAACUCUAACAAGAUUUAAGAUCACAAUAACAUAUCAAGCAAAGUUAAACUUAAAGUCGAAGAAAAAAAUAAAUUUAAAUUAAAAAUAAGGUAAAACAAAUAUUGCAAAAACUAGCAUAUCAUUUAUUCGGAGAAUGUAUGAAAAUUGUUUGACUGCAGGAAAUUAUUGAAGAAACUAUUUAAUUGUUAAUGCUAUUAGCACACACACACACAUACUUAAUGAAUUAUAAAUGUAUUACAAAUUAUAUUAUUGUAACAAACUAUAUAUACUCAAAGAGAUCAUACAUAUGUAUUUAUGUAUACAUAUAAGCAAAUCUAUAUACACAUACAUAUAUGUUUUAGUGUGCGCAAUGCAAUAAAAAAAACAUAAAAUAAACAUUUGAUUUAAAAACUUCAAAGAAAAGUUAAAAAAAAAACGUUUUAAAAGUAAAUAAAAAAUUUCAAAUUUAAAUGUAAAGUAGCGGAAGAUGUUGUAAAAUCAUAUAUAUGUAUAUGCUAUAUAUUAUUAGAAAUAAAUACCAAAACAAAAAAAUAAUUGCAAUGAUUUGCUGACAAAAACCACAAAUUAUACUGGCUGAGGCAUAAUUAUAAACAAAUAUAUAUAUAUAAAUAUAAAUAAAAAUAUAAAUAUAAAUAUAUAUAUAAAACACAUAUAUAUAUAUAAAUAAAUAAAUAAAAAUGUAUAUAUGUAUACAUAUAAAAUACAAAUAAAAUAUAUACAUAUAUAUAAAUAUUUCAAAAAUAUUAUUAAGUGCAUUUAAAAAAAAUACAUUGUUGAAGCAAAGCAAAAUAUUAUUAACAUUAAGAUUAUCAAAUAAUAUACAAUGCAAUUAAAGCGAACUUUAAGCUACAAAUUAUUGGAAUAUUGCAAUUAUGGCAGAAGUAGUAUUGAUACAAUGCAUAUCCCUUAAUGAGUCAAUCAUUUGUGUAAAUCUCAAUGUAUUAACAUAUAUAUACUAAGUAAUUAAAAAAUAAUUCAAGUGUAAAGCAAAAUUAAAUUGUUUCAAAUUACAACAAAAAUUAAUAUUGUAUUUAAAUUCUUUGCGUAACACUAAAGUCAAGUCAUUUGCAUAUCCUGAGUGUUUGAAAUUCCGAAACUACAUUUGUAAUGCAUGUGCAAUUUUUCUCAUUACAACAAAUAUAAAUUAUUAUUAUAGUUGUAAGUGUAAUUUAAUAAAAGCGAACCAAAGUAUCCGUUGAAAUGCGACAGAAGGCGCAUAGCCGCUGGAGAGGCAGCCGCAUUUGCUAAUGAGCGAACAUAUGAGAAUUGUUUUCAUUUGAAAUUUCAAUUUUUUGUUUUCUAUACUUCGUAUUAAAGUUUUUGAAACAUUUUCGUAAUAUGUAUUUAAAUAUGUAAAUUAAAUAUUAUAUGUGCAAGAAAUAAGAAAACAAGUACAUAAAUAAAUGAGAGCAUAUAGUAAGGCCCGCAAGGGCUUUGAAAA
Messenger RNA from Bactrocera oleae (olive fruit fly), 3275 nucleotides. The record is from RefSeq and is a predicted model, not a curated record. Lineage: Eukaryota; Metazoa; Arthropoda; Insecta; Diptera; Tephritidae.